This is a messenger RNA of Aspergillus heteromorphus CBS 117.55, 1791 nucleotides long. RefSeq lists its product as uncharacterized. NCBI's taxonomy places the organism in Eukaryota, Fungi, Ascomycota, Eurotiomycetes, Eurotiales, Aspergillaceae. The coding region runs from base 1 to 1791 and encodes 596 amino acids. The record is from RefSeq and is a predicted model, not a curated record. The transcript has 3 exons.
AUGCCAGUCUCCACCUCGCGUGGCUCAGAUCGAGAGCUAGCCUACGCCUCACCUGUUAUCAAGACAGAUGAUGGCGAAGAGAAGAGAAUCCGCCGGUGUCGAGGGUCGAGUGACGAUGAGGGACUCCCAACGUGGGACGGUUAUAUUAAUGAGGACCUUCGAGUUGGGGGCCCACGCCUCUGCUCGCUUCCAGCCAGCUUUGUUGAGAUAAGGAGGGAUCAUCUCCUGUCUUGUGGAUUGAAUGCUCAUAACAGGCACGUGUACGAUGAGAUACAUCGUAUUCUUCAGUCUCUAAACAUCAACGCCUGUGUCAAUUUCAACGGCAGACAAUCCGACUGGAAUCCUGAACCCGAGCCAAUUAUUACCGCUUUGAUCUUCGUUAAACGAAAACAGCGAAGGUCUGUCUGGCUGACAGCAUGCCGGCAGAUCAGAGAGUACCUUACUGCGAAUGGUCUCGAAGAGGUUUCCGUUGAAAUAGCCGACACUCAUGCCGUUAAACGCUUGCGAGCCUUCUCCGUCUUGCCGACCGAUCCCAUCACGCACGUCUGGGAUGAUGUGCGAGACCGCAUCGUUAGGUCCCUGGACCUGACGGAUGUCCUCAUGGUAGGAUGCUACCGCCACGGGAUAAGCAAAAACGUGCUUGAAAAUGACCCGACGAUCCUUAUUCUGGUCAACACCAGGAGCACGCGAGAUUGGAGAGGUCCCAGGGACAAGAUCGUAGAGAUCUUGGCAGAGUAUGAUCUCUCGAUGGUGGCAGUGGAAUUCUCCAAAGAUGUAAUACGCAGGGCCACCUUUGCCCCUAGAGAUGUGGAAAGACGAACGUUGCAUAAUCCAGCAAGGCCAGACGACAACCUUGGUAUGCAACUCGAACCUACCAGAUCUGCAACUUUCGGAGGCUAUGUCGAGUUGAUGAGCUCUGACAAUGUGCGGUUUAACUUCGGACUGACAUGCUUUCACUGCGUCAUGCCCACGGAGGAGAGCACCCCUCCAAGCCUUUCCCAGAAGUGCAACAACUGGAAAGAGCACGGAAUCCGACUUGAUGACCAAGAAGCGGAGCGAUACCUCAAAAUCCACCGCCCAGGUCUUGCAGAUAUGGACAACAAGGCGGAAGAGCUCCAUGAUGAUACCCGAAGGAUGAAAUCUGGUAGAUUUCUAAACAUGCCAUUAGCGAAAAUGUCUCGUGCAAUGAAAGAUAGUCGCAGCAGCAUGGAGAGGGAAAUCGACGAGAACGAGGCAUUCCUAGACGAGAUUCGCAAGUAUAAAGCCAGCGGAUCAUAUCAGAUGGGCCAUGUGGCUGCUGCAUCCGGGCUUCGAACCAGCCAAGCCCCAUCUACACACGACCCUCAGGGUCAAGUCCGAAUGAACAUGGACUGGGCUCUUAUCCAAGUCGAUGAACGACAUCAAGGGACCAACGAAACCGAGAGAGGCCUUUGGCUCACCAAUCCCUGGCUCGACACCUUCGAGCGGAUGGUUUCAGGAACCAUAUACGUUGGGAAAUAUAAAGGAACAUACCACGCACUCCGGACCUCCUUCAUAACCGACGUAGUUGUUGACGGCAGACCAGUCAAGGUGGAAACGAUUGAACAUACAACCUUGACUAACUAUGACAGAUCAUUCACCAAUCCGAUGAACCCGGGGGGAUUCGUCCGUACAUUCGACAGCAUAGCAAUAGGCAUGGUUUUUGCAUGCUGCGAAGGCCGUGGUAUUACCUUCUUCACGCCCUUUGACGAUUUGGCGAAGGAUAUCAUGUUCAUGACGGGAGCGAAGGAGGUGAGAAUGGCUGAUGAAUAG